Messenger RNA from Oncorhynchus keta (chum salmon), 3346 nucleotides. RefSeq names its product angiopoietin 4 (gene angpt4). The transcript is spliced from 9 exons. The record is from RefSeq and is a predicted model, not a curated record. NCBI's taxonomy places the organism in Eukaryota, Metazoa, Chordata, Actinopteri, Salmoniformes, Salmonidae. Bases 44 to 1558 code for a protein of 504 amino acids.
AGCACAGGUGCUACUACCUGGGCAUUAAGGUGUGGGGAGCACCAUGAGGAAAAUCCUGUUGGGUUGGGGGCUGAUGCUGACGGCUGGGGUAAUGGGGGCUAGCGUAGUGGGUGCUAGUGGAGGAGGAGGAGGUGGUAGAGGGCAGAGGCGCAGAGGAGAAAAGCGCAGGGGGCUCCAUCGUGUCCAGCACGGCCACUGCAGCUACACCUUCAUCCUACCAGAGAUGGAGCGCUGUCAGGCCAGCCCGGUCCAAUACGGCAGCACCAACAUGGUUCAAAGGGACAAACCACCCCCUGCAGAGAGUGACUGGUCUGCGCAGAAAUUGCAGCACCUGGAGACGGCCAUGGAGAACAACACGCAGUGGCUGCAGAAGCUAGAAACGUAUAUCCAGGAAAACAUCAAGAUGGAGAUGGUGCAUAUUCAAGACCAUCCAGUACACAACCAGACUGCUACCAUGCUGGAAAUCGGAACUAACCUGUUGACUCAGACUGCAGAACAGACCCACAAGUUAAACGUUGUCGAGGCUAAGGUUAUGAACCAGACAUCAAGAAUUGAGAUCAAGUUGUUGGAGAACUCAUUAUCUACAGACAAACUGGAGAAGGAAUUAUUGGUACAGACUUCUAAAAUCACUAAACUGCAAGACAAGAACAGUCAUUUGGAGAACAAGGUGCAGGUGUUGGAGUCACAGCAGCGGGACGACCUGGAGGACAUGAGGGAGGAGAAGAAUAGGCUACAAGGACUGGUGAGGACCCAGACGACAGCCAUCGAGGCUCUAGAGAGGCAGCUGAGGGUGGCCAGCACCAACAACUCAGCCCUGCAAAGGCAGCAUCAGCAGCUCAUGGAGUCGGUCCACACGCUCAUCAACAUGGUGUCUACCGGUACAGGGAUAUUGCUGAGAGACCAGAGGUUUUGUGAUUGUGCAGAAGCCUAUAAAGCAGGACACAACAUCAGUGGAGUCUACUACAUAUACAUCAGUAACAUGACAGAACCCACCCAGGUGUUUUGUGACAUGGAGACUAGUGGUGGAGGCUGGACUUUGUUCCAGCGCAGGGUCAACGGCAGUGUGGACUUCCAGAGAACAUGGAAGGAAUACAAAAUGGGUUUUGGGGACCCUGCGGGAGAGCACUGGCUUGGGAAUGAGCUGGCGUUUCAGAUGACCAGUCAGACCCAGUAUGCCCUGAGAGUGGAGCUGAGAGACUGGGAGGGGAACACACCCUACUCCCACUACGACAAGUUCCAACUGGCCAGUGAGAAACAACAAUACAGGCUGUUCCUGUGGGGCUACAGUGGAACAGCGGGAGAGCAGAGCAGCCUGGUAUCGCAUGGCACCAGCUUCAGCACCCGCGACGCCGACAACGACAACUGCCUGUGCAAGUGUGCCCUCAUGCUGACUGGGGGUUGGUGGUUUGACGCUUGUGGCUUGUCCAACCUCAACGGCAUUUACUACACCGUGGGCCACAACAUCCGCAAGCUGAACGGCAUAAAGUGGCAUCACUUUCGGGGACCGAGUUAUUCACUUAGUUCAACAGCCAUGAUGAUCCGACCAUCCGACUUCUAAGACCGGACAGUCAUUUGGAGAGGGGAAGGGCUGUGAAUGGGAAAGGGACAGUCAUUUGGAGAGGGGAAGGGCUGUGAAUGGGAAAGGGACAGUCAUUUAGAGAGGGGAAGGGCUGUGAAAGGGACAGUCAUUUGGAGAGGGGAAGGGCUGUGAAUGGGAGCGGGACAGUCAUUUGGAGAAGUGAAGGGCUGUGAAUGGGAAAGGGACAGUCAUUUGGAGAGGGGAAGGGCUGUGAAUGGGAAAGGGACAGUCAUUUAGAGAGGGGAAGGGCUGUGAAUGGGAAAGGGACAGUCAUUUGGAGAAGGGAAGGGCUGUGAAUGGGAAAGGGACAGUCAUUUGGAGAGGGGAAGGGCUGUGAAUGGGAAAGGGAUAGUCAUUUGGAGAGGGGAAGGGCUUUGAAUGGGAAAGGGACAUACAUUUCUUUGCCUCAUUGUCUCCAGGACAAAGGCAGGUGUAAAUUUAUGUUUUUAAUAGCAAACAAUGAAUCAGUCACUGGAUGACUGGGUGUCAUAUAGUACAAGCGAAAACGUUGGGAGUCAGCAGAAGAGACCAGACUGAUAGUCUUCGUCACUUGGCACCUUUAUGCAGUGUAGAUCUGGCCUCAGCUCUUUUUAAUAUAUACUAUAAGGUGCCAGAUUCUCAGUCUUCUGAUGUCUUGCUUUACCAUACUGUGCUAGUGAUGUCAAAAAUACACAUUUACACAGCUCCCUCACACCCUCAGUGUUUAUUCCAGAACAUUCUGAAGCUGUCAUCAUCAAGACAACAUCAAAUGAAUAUAUAGGAAUGUCUCAUCUCCAUGAGCCAAGAGGACUAUUUUAAAUUAACCACAGAUAAAUACACCAAGACAAAGAAAUGGAGAUUUUGGCCAGAAUGUGCCAGAAUAUUUUAUGAUUGACAAGAUGUGAUAUGGACAGGUCAUACUGUGAGGCCUGCUUAUGAAAUAUUUCAACAUUCCAACUUUUUUUUUGCAAAAUUGUAUUUGUGUACUGUAAAUGUGAGCUAAACUUUGACAUAAUUGUUUUGCAUAACUGGAUUGUAUGUUUAAAUUUUGGGUUCAUUGCUCUGCCAUUUCGUGUGAAUCUGUUAAUAUUUCUCUAAGCUUGUUUUUUUCUAUUAAGGAUAUCUCUACAUUCCUUUUUUAUGUACUUUUCUCUAUAUGCGCAUUCUGACCUUGAAUUUAAGCAUGAGUAUAGAAUGCUAUUCACCCACUAUUAGUUUGGGGUGGAGAUGAAAUAAAUGAAGGUGCGGCGGAGGUGUGUCUACAGAUACUCUGUAUUCUGGCCUUGACUUAAUUCCCUAAUAAUUCAACCACAUUUAUGCGUGAGGAAACCAUUAAUAAAGUUUAGCGACCCUACCAGUUCAAAGUGGGAAAAGCAUCUACUAUAUUUUCAGAUAGAAAUAACACCAUUCUCCAUGCACUGUAAAUUACAACUUGAGCUAUUGAUACGAGCUAAAAGACAUGUAGUCUAAUUAAAUCGUUAUGGAGCUGUCACGCCCUGACCUUGGUUAUCUUUGUUUUCUUUAUUAUUUUGGUUCGGUCAGGUUGUGACGAGGGUGGUAUGUGUGUUUUUGUCUUGUCUAGGUUUUUUUGUAUUCUAUGGGGUUUUGGUAUGUCUAUGUUUAUGUAGGUUUAUGGUGGCCUUGGCCGGGCUAGAAUGGGCAUCCAGCCAGGAAGGAGGGUGCCGGCUUAGCGCUCCUGGUCUCCAGUAUACCUCCUUGGACCAGGAAAACCUGCGCCGGCUCUGCGUACUGUGUCUCCGGUGAGUCUGCAGGGUGAAAAUAAACAUC